GGAGCACAACCAGAUCCAACUGAGCUGUAGAAUCUAUUACCAAACUGAACCUCGAGGAGAUUAAACGUAUUUUUCGUUUGCGUUUCCAAUUCUCAGUCGAGAAUCUCCGGUUUCAUCUGUUGCAAAUGUGUAAUUGAUAGUCUCAUGAAAUAAUAAUAAAAAAAAAAAAAAAAAAACGAAACUGUGGUUCCUCUUGGAGUCUUGCUUGUGCAUUUAAAGUGGUUAUCUUUUGUAGACAUUGUGCGCGAUUCAGUGAUUUACGCAAGUGAACUGCAUCUCUUGGCAUUUUUCGACAGUGAUAUGUGUGGAACAUUUCCUCUUUUUUUUGGGUGAUGAAAAUUAACAUCGAGCAGUGAAUUGCGACAAGGGAAGAAAAUUUAUUCCAUGAAAUUUAUUCCAUUUGACGGAUCCACCCUCUCGACGCUUCAGACGCCGAUCACUAGAACUGGUAGAAAAUUUCAUAACAAGGUUCUCUGUCUCUCAUUUGGGGGAGUAGUAAACCCUAAAUCAACUGUCAUGACAAGACGAAAUUUUACUUCAAGGUAGAUCAAAAGUGAAAUUUACAAAAAGACAUUUUCGAUUUUUAACUUGAAAAUAUUGAUCCACUUUAUUAAACACAAAUAUGGCCAUACCAUUCGCAUUGCCAUCAGAAGAUGAAGCUGAAACUCAGGGGCAACAGCUGGAACAACUUAUGCUGGAUCUGUACGGAGCUUUGCAACAGGUUCUUCGCAGUAGGAGCUUCCAACAUCCUUCCAGAAAUCAUCGGUUACCACGUCGAUCAGGUGACAUCCCUGGAUCUCGAGAGCGUUCUAUUGUUCUGGUGGAUUCCGAUUUAUCACGAUUGCCACUGCCAGACUUAGUGCUCUCAGCUGUGGAACAACUUCCAGCACCAACGCCUCAAGUAACUGUCUCGGCACCAAACAGUCCAACACGAGAUGCAGCAUUUCAAUUUCCAGAAUGUAAUGCUCCAGUACCAAGUCCACGACCAAAACCAAGAAGACGUCGAUUAACAUCCGAAAGUGCAAUCCCUGACAAAGGUCCAUCGGAUUCCAAAAAAUGCAAUAGUUCUUGCUGUUCAGGUCACUUAAACUUAUGUACAACGCUCAAAGAGAGGGAAUGGGUCACAGUUGGCGCUAAUCUCAGAAACAUCGCUGAUGACUUUCAUGCAGCCAGAACCAAGGAUGCGGAAAUGGAGAAGUCGAGAUUGCCAGUGCUGGGUUCGACAUUCAUAAGCAACUCCAACAAUUCGUCGUCAACAGAUAGUAUUUUAUCAAUGUUGAUCCCGGCACCACUUCGAGAAACACUCUGGACGACAGUGGCUCUCUACCUUGGUUGGAGGCUGGUGUCACGUUUACGAUAGAGUUACCUUGCUUGUAUCUUUGCUUGCCAUAAUGACAGGCAUUAAAUAGGCACAAUUCAACAAGCAUCAAGUGUCUCUCUAUCUGUGAGCCAUUUGAUAUCUAUUGGUCAUCUUCGGAGAUAUGCGCACCAAAACCAAUUAGUACAUGAUCUAGACAGAGAUUUUGUCCCAUCGCCCUAUGGCCAAUACUUAGAAUUUGUAUGGUUGAGAUUCCGAUGAAUCGGAAUUUUACAUAACCCAAAAAUUCUAACUUCUUUUUUAAUACCUAUGACGUAUUUUUGUAAAUUUUUGCCAGUCAACGUACUAAAUUGCUGAUGACUGUUUUGCAGUAAAUAUACAAGAGCAACCUAUUUAAAAAUUCGAAUUUCUUGCCAAUGAAUUUUUGAGAAAAUAGUGUUGUCUUGAAUGAAUCUUCACUUGUAAGUCGUUGAUAGUAGAUAAUUACAAGUUGAUAGAUAUUUUAAUAUCUUGUUUUACUUUUGCAUUCUUAUAUGCGGUGAUAAAAAAAAAUAUGUCACCUUAUUCACUGAGGCCCAGAGAGUGCCAUGUAUCUCCCUUAGUGAUCUUACGAAAAGCAAACGUUUUUUAGAUGUAUUGAUCACAACAUGAGUGAUUUUAGAAAUUUUUGUAGUGAUUAUCGGACCGGAAAGGGAUACGGGGAAGCUACGAACGAGUUCCAAAGAGAACUUAACUCAAUAAUCAAAUUAUGAUCUCAUUAUGGAUAAAUAAAGAGAAUUAAAUAAGAUAGUGCUAUUGUAUAUGGUGAUAACAGAAAAAAAAGGUCGUGUCUUGCUUUAUAGGUAAUGCAGUUUAAGAGUCAACAAAGUUUAAUAUUAUAUUAAAUGAAAUGUAAAUGAAUUUGUUUUUGUCAGAUAAACUUAAUUAUUCACUCACGUGAAAUUUAUUUUUCGAGAUACUCGAAACUAGAAAAUUAUAUAAUUUUACAUUUGUGUUUUAGAGAAAAAAAUUUUAACCUAUAUAUGGUAAUUAAUGAAUUUGUCUUUAUUUUAAAAUUCUUGUACUAUGUGAUAAUUCGUGAUAUAAUUUUAAUUGAUCGAAAUUAUAAUAUUUCUGUGUUUUUCGAGGGAUAAAUAGAUAUAUAACAUAAGACAAAUAAAUUACCAAUAAACUUAUGAGGUGUUGUGAUAAUUUUUUUCAAAUUUCGUGCAUCUCGUAAGAGCAUUAUAAUUUUUUUGGGGAUAAAAUUCAGUCCUGUUUCUUAAAGGACAGGAAUCGCAAAGAAAAUUUAAAUGUAACGUGAAGGAGUAACUUUUUUAAUGUAUAAAAAGCAACUACAGUAAUUAAAUCAUUAAUAAGUCGCGGUUUAAUUAAUUAAAGUAGAUAAUCGAUAGAUCGAGGAUCGCAGCAUAUGAUUGGCUCGCUGCGAGACCCGUGGACAGUUUUCAAAUGAUCUCCGGUAGCUUAGCUCUUAGAAGCGUUCUUAUCCAAGUUGAACGUUUAUUAUAGCACUUCGGAGGAGGCGUCUUUUUACUAUAAUGUUUCUCUGUUUUUAUUCUACAUAUUCCUUGUUUUUAUUAUUUUCUUUAUCAAAAAAAAAAACCUUUAUCUUUAAAUAUGAAAGUCUUAGUAUUUAUGAAAGUAAUUUCAUUGGCUCAUGUAUAACUAUUAGGAGAUUUAUCUAUUGUAAGAAAUUAAUACAGUUACUUUAUUUGCUCAUAUUUAGUUUUUGUUACAGAAAAGAGUAGAAGAAUAGUUCAUAAGAACUGAUAAUAAAUUUCAAUGUUAAUUUUUUUUUUUGCUCAAGUUGAACAAGUUGGUGGAUUUUUUUUAGCAUUUCUUCUUCCUUAUUACAUAUAGAGUUGUUGAAUUUUGAUCCUGAGGAUCAAAAUGGGAAUGUACAAUAGCAACAGAGAAUAAUCAGGAUGAUGAAGUUCACAACGUUUGUUAAUGAUUAUCAAAGAGAUAUUCGGUGUAAAAAACAGUUUUCCAAAGUUUAAUUAUCAAUUAGACGAAAAAUGUUAUUGUUUUUUUUUUGAAUCAUUAAUCACAAUCGUUGAGAAGUUGGUCAUUAUGAAUAAUCCGCAAAAAUGGUUAUUAUGAAUCCACUUCUAUCUGUAUUAUUUUUCUAUAUUUCUUACUUGUGCCGUAAUAUACUUGUCGCUAAUGAGUAUUCCAGUGUGUAUAGUCAUAGUAUUUAUUUAGAUAGCAUAUCUACUUCCGUAUUCCCUUUAUCUACGAGCCUGAAAUCGCUCUUUUAAUCGUCGCGGUCAAAUAAUAUUUCAUGUAAAACAUAAAAGUAAUUGAGAAUUUUAAUCAAGGAUGACACCAAAGAUAUUCUUUCAUAUUUCUGUAACAAUAUGAUCUAUAUUUAUUAAAUUCUUUAAGUUUUAAUUAUUCGAAAAUUUAAAUAAACAUAUUAAUAAUUAAAUACUAAAAUUUUUUUUAAUUUAAAAUUUUUUUAUCGUUAAAUUUUAUCACAUAAAAAAAAUUAAUCUCAAUUUCUUUUGUGAAAUAAAAGAGUGAUAUAUUUGAAAAAAAAAGCAAGUACUAUUGAUCUUUAUAGCAAUAGGAAAUCUAAUUAGUGUCCUGAGACACUAUAUUUCUUCAACCAAAAUAAUGUAAUCCUCUUUUUUAUAUUGCACAAGGUGAUACGACGCACAAACAAAAAAAAAUGUGUGGCCCUAAGGCCAAAAGUUGCUUAUUUUAUAUGAUAGACGCGAUUUUAGAGAAAUAAGCAGAAGAAAGUAGGAAGGAGGUUAUUGUGAAGGCCUGAAGAAAUUUUAAGAUGAAUUUUUAAAUAUGAGAAACAGAUUGCAUGUAAAUAUUAAUGCUUUUCCCGUGCCCGUUAAUAAUCACGGUGCCGAAUGUUUAUUUGUUUUUUAAUUAUUUUUUUAUGAAAUAGAAUCGUAAUUAUUUGUAGCUAGUAGUCAGCCAUAUGAAGAAUGAAUAAUUACUGAUAAACAUUGAUAAAAAAUAUAUAAAUAUAUAUAUAUGGAAGACAUAAAUAUAUGAAAUAUAUAUGAAAUAUAUAUUUUAAAUGAUAUAUUUGGAAAAAAAAUACCAACUAUUGUUUCGAAUAACAAAAAGUCGAAACUUUUUGAAUGAAACGAGAGUCAAAUCGCCAUAUAAGGCAAAUUUUACAAGAUUUAUAGAGAGGCGUUUGUGAAAGGUUUUCAAAAGCGCGGUCCAUAAUGAAGAUGAAACAAAGAGGUGGAAUAUAAGCUGUAACUGUGACUAUGUGGAUCGUGGGGGGCAGGCUGUGUUUUUUUUAAACAUAUAAUUUCGAAAUAAUCCCUCAUAACAGCCGGAUAUUCAGAAUAUCCACCGAUUAUCUUGAAUAGCUGGGUGUUAUGCGGAAAACUGAAAUUUCUUUUCAAUAUUUCAAAAAAAAAAAAAAAAAAAAAAAAAAAAAAAUAAGUUUACAGACGAAAGACAGCAGCCCGCCCACCCGAGAUCCCCGCGCGUCAAAGCGUCACUGUGAUCUCGUAAUUAUUAAUAAAUAUCUAAUUAUAAUGACGAAUAAUCAUACGAAUAUUUGUAAAAACCACAAAAAAAACCAUCCCUAGACCCAAUCCAAUUCCUCUCAACCACGUGAAAGAGUCUAAGAUUGUAUUUUGCAUUUAUUAUUGUGUUUUUUAAUUAUAUUUUACAAUAUAUGCAUUUAGUUUGUAAUCAGAAUUCUAAUUUUAAAACACACCUUUCAAAUGAUCUCUUGGAGGAGUCGAUUGCUGUUACGCGAGCUUGCACUUCCAAUGCCCUUCGAUUUUCGUUCAAAGAAUUUUAGUUUCUUUAUGUUUUUUUUUUUUUUACUUAUUCAUAUAUAUUUUUAUGUUUCUACCAUUUUAUACCAGAGUAUUUUCUUAAUUCGGAAAACGAAGAGCAUUGGCGCUCAUGCUAGUUAAUUUACUUCUAUAAUAUUAUUAUUGUAUUAUUACGAUUCUCAUUAUUAUUAUUAUUAUAUUAUUAUUAUAUUAUUAUAUUAUUAUUAUUAUUAUUAUAUUAUUAUUAUUAUAUUAUUAUUAUUAUUAUUAUUAUCAUCGACUUGAUGAUUAUUAGCUGUAUUGUAUCGUCGCAGUUAAGUUGAACAUUACUCCUGCGUUAAAGAGGUAAUCGACUAGUCUUUACCAGACAGAGAUUCUUUUUACGAUAUUGGGUAUUUGCUGAGAUUGAGAUUUUUUCUGGUUUCAUUUUAAGCAUUUUACCGCUUUGUACCGUCAUAAGAAAGCGACAAUGUUAAUUGCGUAUAAAUUUUUAAAACCUUUGUUCAAUUAUGCUAUUCUCAUUGUCGUUCUUUUCAUCACAGAGGAUAAAGUAGGAUAAAUUCGCGCUUGCGCAGAAUAUAAGAUCAUCAAUCGCAUUUUUGAUUUUUCUGCGCAGACGCGAAUUUAUCCUACUUUACCCUUAGCGAUGAAAACAAACUCUAUGACAUUUGUUUUCUUUUUUUUUUCAAUGUCCCAGUAAUAAAUUAUUGUAGUACAUGUUUAGAAUGGUAUCACUCGAUCUUCUUUUGUCAGUAUUUUAAUUUGGGCCUCGUCUCGCGCCGCACCAUUUUACUGCCAAUAAUAUGCAUUUCUCGUAUCUGCUAAAGAUUCUUUUUUAUUUUAUAAUUAUAUAAAAACCAAUUGAUGAUAUUUUCCCAUGUUCUUUCUAUAAAGUUUCUUUCUUUUUUUUCUUUUACAAAUAUUGGGAAUUUUUUUGUUAAACACGAGAUCUCGCUAAAUGAGAAAUGCCGUCCACGGCUAUGAGAAAAGGCUCAUUUUUAUUAGCAUAUACUCCAAAAAAAAACACUUUCACGUGAAAAACUCAAAUUAAUUCUUUAUAAAUAUUACUAUGUUUAAAAUUAAAAAAGAAUUUUUAUUUGCUCAGACUGUCUAAGUUUGCCAUAAAUAUGUAUUUUUUUUUAAAAAAAAUGCGUAUCAACGUGCACAAAAUGUGUCAAGGAAUCUCAAUGAUAAUUUUUCUCAAAUUUCAAUGGUGCCAAUCGCAAUACUCUUACACAUGCACGCACGUCUCGAGCCAGAAUGAUCGAAGGGAAUAGUAAUGUUAGUUUAUAGUUUCUAUUGUCUUUUUUUUUUGCUUGACUCAUUUUAUUCGAUCUCUCGACUUUUGUCUCCUUUAGCGCUUUAACAAAAAAAAAAAAAAAAAAAAUGUGAUAUGUCUAAUUAGAAAAAAAUUUUCUUCAUCUCUGAUAAAAGAUAUGGGCAGUAAUGAAAAAAAUUUUCACUUAAAACAUUUUUUAAAUUACUCCAAAAUAUUUUUAAUGCAAUUUAAUAUCAAAGUGCACUUAUUUAAAAACCAUAUCUCUCGUCAGUUAGCGCAAAAAAAUUUUUGGGACCAGAAUCAAUAUUGUACCUACGAUUAAAAAUUUCUUUUUUUAUAAGAGCUAACGAAUACUAUUUUUAUUAUAAAAUUAUUUUUAAUUAUUCAAUUAAAAAUCCCAGUGAGACUUAGUCGAGGAUCGCAAUAGGAACUAUUUUUUUUUAUUUCCCAAUUUUAAAGAACCUUGUAAUUUUUGUAAUGCGUUACCUGUAGCCAAAUGGACCAUUGACCGCCGUGAUCUAUUCGAUUAUAAUAUAGAAAAGAAAAGAGAGAGAGAGAGAGAGAGACAAAAUGAGAGUGAGAGUGAGAGAGAUUAAACGAUUGAAAGGAAAAAAAAAUUGUUCAUUGUUUUUGAAUUUCUAUAUAAAAAAAGAAUGUAAUUGUCUGCUCUCUCUCAUGCGACGCUGGCUUUAAAUUUUAAAACAUCAACAAGUUUUAGUAAACACAGAUGCUUUUCUCAUAUAUAAUAAACAAAUUUUUUAUAGCUGGUUUUGCUCUCAAGCUGCUGUAAGCUCGCAAUUGCCUUGUGAUAAAGUCUGGACUAUGUACCGUUUUGUUGUUGUUUCUUUUUUGUUUUUGCAAUUAUCAAUUUUGAAAAAGAAAGAAAAAUAUGAAAAAGUAAUAUAUGUAUAAAAGAAAAAAAAUAUAUGUAUAUCGAAACGAAAUUUCGUCCAGCUGACCAAUCCAAAGAAGUGACCAAAUAACGAAGAGGAAACGUUAUUUGCGAGUGUUUAUGCAUGUACUUGAGACGCUACAUUCUUUUAUUAUUUUUUUAAUGAUUAUUUGUUUACGAGAAAUUGAAAAGAACGGCGGUCACGUGAUAAUGUAUCGUAUAAACAAUUCCCUUUUGCGGAUAUACGAUUGUUCUGUUGUAUUAUUCUUUCGUUUUUUUUUCCUAUACUUUUUUUUAAGAAUCAAUGUUAUGACCCGUUAAUGCCUUUAAAUCGUCUAGGUGACGUUGUUUGGUUCCUAAAGUAAAUUAGAAAUGGUGCCGUGAUCAGUGGCGUAACUAAAAAGCAAAAAAAAAGAUCAACCUGCAACAUUUUUUAAUUGAGCUACAUCAUAAAUAAUAGUAAAUAUAUUAUAUCUUUUCUGCUCAGUUUGCAGGGAGAUCUUUGAAUCCACUUUAUAAUAGUUACGCUAUUGGCCGAGAUGAAAAUCAGAAUUAAAAAAAAGGUAACAUUUUCUUCAUGCGCAAUGCAUUAUCUCAAAUUAUUUUUUAAUUUCUCUUUUUGUUUCUUAAUCAGUCUUUUUUUUAUUUACUUCCAUUUUGUAUUUGAUUUUGAAAAAUAAUCAAAUUCUACGCACUAAAAGUUUUAUAAAUAUGUACAAUUAAGUUUCUUAUUGCUGUAUAAUUGAAAAUGUAAAAUCGUUAUAAAAAAAAAAAAUAUUUUUUUAUAUGAAUCAAAAUUAUUAUUUAAGAAAGGAAAAGAGAGAUUAUAAAGAAAAAGCGCAAAGCCACAGGACCCAAUCAUACGAUGCUGUGUUAUUUAAGUCAUUAUAAGACAAUACGUUAUUGCUACUUUUAUUUUAUUUUAUGACAUUUUUUUCAUGUUAUUAAUUUUAUUAUAAUUUUACGUGCUAAAUGAAUAACUGUAUUAUUCAUAUUAUUUGAUUUAUAUUUCAGUUUUUUUUAUUCUUGUAAUUAUAAAUUCCUCUUCCUAUCCCUCUGCUCCCCAUGUUCCGAAUCUUAAGGGAUCGUUUUUACGUCCGCUAUUAAGUCGAUGUAUUUUUCGAAUCAAGAAUUUUAUUAAAAACAAAAGUGCGAAGUGGUUAGAAGUCCAACAAUGAAACGUAUUAUUAAUUAUGUAAACACGGACAGGGGCAUCUCUCCGCUACCCGCAUGUCUUUCAUUGUACAGAUUUUUUCACUUUUAUAGUUAUCGUAAUGUUACGAUAUCGAUUACUCGACAACUAUAUUGUUGUCGUAUUAUUAUUGUACUUGGUUUUUUAUUAAAUAAAUGUGAACACGCCGAAAGCAUAUAA
Molecule: messenger RNA, 8625 nt
Organism: Leptopilina boulardi
Lineage: Eukaryota; Metazoa; Arthropoda; Insecta; Hymenoptera; Figitidae
Exons: 3
Coding region: 623-1360 (245 amino acids)
Source: RefSeq, a predicted model, not a curated record